Molecule: messenger RNA, 594 nt
Organism: Bactrocera latifrons
Lineage: Eukaryota; Metazoa; Arthropoda; Insecta; Diptera; Tephritidae
Product: zinc finger HIT domain-containing protein 3
Exons: 3
Coding region: 95-505 (136 amino acids)
Biological process (GO): maturation of LSU-rRNA from tricistronic rRNA transcript (SSU-rRNA, 5.8S rRNA, LSU-rRNA); snoRNA localization; box C/D snoRNP assembly
Cellular component (GO): nucleus; pre-snoRNP complex
Molecular function (GO): protein binding
Source: RefSeq, a predicted model, not a curated record
UUCACAACGCCAUUUUCAGUUCACUGUCGUGCUGCUGCAGUCUGUCGCGAGCAUUGUGUUCCGCACAUUACUUGUUCCUUGUGUCAUUAAACGAAUGGAGAUUUUGUGUGUAACGUGCGGUGCUUCUACCAAUAAAUAUAAGUGUCCAAAAUGUUUAGAAGCAUAUUGCUCGCUUCCCUGUUACAAAGAACACCAAAAAGUACUAUGUCAGCGAUCUCAAAAAACAGAUGAUAAAUUCGUUGAAGACAUACGGCAUAAGGAACCCACUCUGCAUGAACCUUUCAGUACUGAAGACACUGUACCACGUAAUAAACUGGAACUUUUAAAGGACUGUAAGCCAUUAGAGAACUUGCUUCAUAAUUUACACCUGCGAAAAUUACUUUCUGAAAUAGAUGUUGCUCCUAAUGCUUGGAAAGCUAUGAAAGCAGCAAUGCAAGAACCACUUUUUUUAGAAUUCGCUGAUGAAUGCUUGAAAAUUGUUGAACCACACAAUGCACUUGAUUAAGAAAUAUAUUACCUUUUACUUACAUUAAAGAUGUACUUAAUUUAACAAUUUUUUUAGAUUUAUUCAUUAUAAGUCAUCAUAAUUCCGAA